This is a messenger RNA of Durusdinium trenchii, 1869 nucleotides long. The record is from the annotation of a GenBank genome assembly. Lineage: Eukaryota; Dinophyceae; Suessiales; Symbiodiniaceae.
AUGGAGUUGAACCAGGUGGUCCGUCUCACUGGUCGGACGGGGCCGCUGGACGGGGCCUUGGCGCUCCUGGUGGCCCGCCGGGAGGGCGCCUGGGUCGUGCGGCCGAUGGGCUCGCGGAGCGUGGUGCCCGUGAAGAAGGAGCAGCUGCGGGUGGCGCGAAGCCUGUCGCAUGCAGCUCUUCUGGGACUUGUCCUGGCCACUGUGAUCUCGGUACUUCUGGUGGCUGUGGCCCUGCAAGCGGGGCCUAACUCCAAGUUGAGAGCAGCUGUACCAAUCGCGUCCUUAGCUUGGUAUUUAGCCACACUGAGUUCUUGCUAUUGGCUCCACGCACCACUUUUGGCUGAUGGUGUGCUGGUACCUGCCAUCUCUGAAAUGGGUAUUUCCGCUAGCGGACGCUUCAUGUACCAAGUUGGCUUUGGAUUCUGCGGCUUUCUACUUGCGAUCACAUUGCUGCAGGUUCACUUACUUUUCAACAAGUACCAUCCUGGACUGGGUUGUACUGGCCUUUACUCUGGACUUCUGGCUUCCGCAGGUAUCUCUUUGCAAGGCGUUUGCACCCUCCGACUCCAGUUCGGCUUGGAGACCUUAGCACACUUCUUGGGAGCUAUGAUAACAAUGGUCGGAGCCGUUUCUCAUGCUACAGCUUGUAAUGAGUGGUUCGAUGCUUUGCCAACGAACUCCCCUCUGUUGCGGACCGGCUGGCAUGGUCUUGGCCUUUGGAUACGUCGAAACCUUUUUCAACAGGCCAAUAGCCAUGGCAUGAUGAUGAUGUUUGGCGUCCCCCUGCUUCUGCAGAUCGGAAAGAUUCUUGGAUUCUUCGCAGAGUUGAAUGUGGUGGAGAAUUGCAUGGGGAUUUUGUCGCGGACUCAGUGCAGACUAGGCGAUUGGUUGGUGUUCUGUGUUCCCGGCAGGCAGUGGCUCUUGGUAGCGAGCAUUGCAAGCUUCUUCUGCAAAUUUGAAGCCGAAAGACUGCUCAUGGCGCGACAAAGCAUCGCAGAUCGUCUCAUGACCAAACUCGUGCUGGAGUUCGAGGUGAAUCGGCCCAUUGACAGCGGACAGCUCUGCAAUAUGCUCUCGUCGGAUUGUGCUCGUAUCAGCACAGCUUGCGGAUGCCUCAACAUGUUGUGGUCUGCUCCGCUUCAGUUGUCAAUAGCCUUGAUUAUGCUCUGGCGCCAGCUGGGCCUCUCGGUGCUCGCGGGGAUCUUCUGCAUGUUCACCAUGCUGGCCGCGCAAGUGACCAUCUCCAAGUGGGUGGCCCGGCAGCGCGCCCAAGUGGCCCGCUGUGCCGACCUGCGCCUCCGGCGGACGGCGGCGGCCGUGCAGGCCCGAGCUGCCUUAAAGCUGCAGCAGUGGGAGGGCUUCUGUUUCGAUGAGAUUGGCGUGUUUCGCCAGAAGGAGCUGAUGGCUCUCCGCUGGGAGGCCGUUUUGAAGGCGUCGUCCUCCACGUUGGCCACCAUCGCGCCCACCAUGGUGAGUCUGACGACCUUCACAGUCUUCGCUUUGUCUGGGGGCCUCCUUCGUGCCUCCAGCGUCUUCUCCGCCUUGGCCCUCUUCAACGCCAUGCGCGCGCCGCUGUCCGCCUUGCCAGAACUCUUCUCCUCCUUGGCACAUGCGCAGGUUGCGAUCACCCGCUUCGAGCAGAUCAUUAUGCCUGCGGACGAGUCCACCCCACGUGCACCGGUCGCAGGCGAAGCCACCUCCUCGCCGUGGACCGUUGGAGCGACCCUCCAGGCCGAUGCCCAAGCUGUCUCCAGCCUUAGCCAAGCCAAUGGAACCACUGCAUCUGCCUGUGGCCGAUCCCAAAGUGCGGAUGAAGAAGCUGCGUCGUCGCCGAACUGCUGGAGAAGUAGGAGACUUGCACAGCGAUGA